This is a messenger RNA of Vollenhovia emeryi, 748 nucleotides long. RefSeq lists its product as uncharacterized. The record is from RefSeq and is a predicted model, not a curated record. The transcript has 3 exons. Bases 43 to 663 code for a protein of 206 amino acids. NCBI's taxonomy places the organism in Eukaryota, Metazoa, Arthropoda, Insecta, Hymenoptera, Formicidae.
AAUUUUUUGUUGGAAUAAAAUGCUGCUUUAUUUUUCUAUGAAAUGUUUGUAGAAAUGGAAAAAUCAUGGACUAUUGUCAAAUUUAUUGAAGAAGAUACAGUUGAAGCUGUCCCAUCUACCUGGAUUGUUGAUAAAACAUGUUAUUGGCCACCAUUUCAUAUGGAAAAAAUUGUAGCGUCUAUCAAGAAACAUGCUGAACCAAAUACAUGUUGGCCUUCAUAUGAUAUUAUAACUUUCAGAAACAGCAGUUAUGAUAACUAUAAAACAGCCAGGGAGAAAGCCAAAAAGGCUGAAUUAACAUCUGAAUUGAACUCUGAUACUGAUAAUAACAACGUUCCGAAUAGAAAAAGAAAAAUUAUCCCAAAGAACUUCUCUUCGUCAUCAGAUGAAUCUGCCGAAGAGUGUGCUAAAUUACGGACGCCUCCAAGUAUGCACAUACAAAAAUCAUCGAAAAGUACAAGUUAUGAAAAUGCGAAGAGCAACAAGUGUCAAUCAAAAUCAGUGAAUCAGUUACCCAAUGAAGUUCCGAAUAAACGCACGAAGCACUUACAGGAUGGAUUUCUUAAUAUUUCGAAUAAUAUUCGAAAUAAUAUUUUGCAAGGCAAUGAGCACAACAUACGAAAUAAUGAGACAGAAGAUGUCGACAAUAAAAUUGGUACAUAAUUUAUAUUAUUUAAAACUAACUUUAUAAUCUUUCAUAGGUUUUAUCUGUGCUAUCAGUAAACAUAACUGUAAAGAAUUAAUUAUU